This is a messenger RNA of Naegleria lovaniensis, 1233 nucleotides long. RefSeq lists its product as uncharacterized. Gene Ontology annotation, biological process: phosphorelay signal transduction system. Bases 1 to 1233 code for a protein of 410 amino acids. Lineage: Eukaryota; Heterolobosea; Eutetramitea; Acrasida; Naegleriidae. The transcript has a single exon. The record is from RefSeq and is a predicted model, not a curated record.
AUGAAGACCUUAUUCAAGCCAUUCCAAACGAUCGAACAAGUUUCCAAUUGCCCUAAUUUUGAACAGUACUAUUCGAAAUAUUCCGCGUCACAAUCUAAAAAGAACGAAAUUGCCUCUUCAACUUUCUCUGAUCGAAACGGACUAGGGCUAAGUAUUUCAAAGAGCUUUGUAGACGCAAUGCAUGGAAAAAUUGGUGUUCAAAGCCAACUUAACAAAGGCACCUCAAUCUCGGUUGUGUUACCAUUGGUGAAAUCUGAUGAUAUUACCGCUGCUUUUUCAAAUCAGAGCAUCAAGGACCAACUUCAAACAAUUGCAGAUCUUAAAGUGGAACGAUUGAAUAUUUUCAUAGUGGAUCAAAAUAUCACUUCAAAGAAGGUCUUACACGAUUACCUCAAAAUGAUUUUCCCUUAUGCUUCUUUGUAUCAAUUUGAUAGCCCAUCUAUUACUCUAGACUCCAGUAACACAUCUGGAAAUAUAAUUUUAGUUUUCUAUGAGGAUGAAAUGCAUGAAACUCUUCACCAAACCUUCCGGUCUCUCCGUAAGAAAACUGUGUAUGUACCCAUAUCGAACAGAGGUUUUUCUAAGCGUUCUUCCUCACUAAGAUAUCUAACCAGACCACUCAGAGUGGGAGAUUUGCUGGAUGUGCUCAUACAAGCACUCAAUGAAAUGAUUAGCAGAGACAUGAAGUUCUUGGAGAAAGAUGACAGCUUUGUCUUUCAGCAACGAUCUUCGACUAAAAAACACGUUUCGAUUAAGGAAGGAAAAAAGAGUUUGAACUUUAAGACUGCACUAGUGGUGGAUGACAACACUAUCAAUAGAAAAGUGUUGUCAAAGUUAUUGAAAAUGGUAGGCUUUGAAGAGAUUGAUCAAGCGGAGAACGGACUAGAAGCCUUUGAAAAAUAUAAGCAAAAUAUUGAUAGAUAUGAUAUCAUAUUUAUGGACUUGCUUAUGCCAUAUGUAUCAGGAAAAGAGUCGUGUGAAAUGAUAAGGAAUCAUUCGGUAAAAUCCAAUACCUUAAUCUUGGCAGUCACAGCUAAUACUUGGGAAACUAAGGAAAUGCUUUGUAAAUCUGGGUUUGACUCAGUGAUGUACAAACCGAUUCUAUUGGAAAGCUUAAAAUCUGAACUGGAGACCCUGAAAUCUCUGCAUUUACCGAAAGAUAAUAAUAAUUCCAGUUUGUCUUCAGUAUCUUCGUCCACCAACGUCACAACGAAUUCAAUUAACGACAAGUAA